Mytilinidion resinicola is the source of this 1729-nucleotide messenger RNA. RefSeq lists its product as uncharacterized. The record is from RefSeq and is a predicted model, not a curated record. The transcript has a single exon. Lineage: Eukaryota; Fungi; Ascomycota; Dothideomycetes; Mytilinidiales; Mytilinidiaceae. The coding region runs from base 83 to 1405 and encodes 440 amino acids.
AGAUACGGCGCUUACAUUCGAAGACAUUCAUGGGACCUUAAAGAAUUUCCAAGCAAGCAUCGACGAGAUACAGAGAGUUGCCAUGGUUGAUGAACCUGGUUCAAUGGGGGCGUUUCAAGCUGAGGCCAACAGUUUCCCGAGGUUUUCCAGGUUCAAUGAUUUUACGCAUGAUUAUGCGAAACCAUUUCGCCUGCGUCAUCUCGUUCCCUGUGAAAUUCCAACAUCUACAACCGGAUGCCAUACACCUCCUAACACUGGAAAACAGAUACACCUUCGGCUUACAGAUCUUUCCGAGUAUGUACAUUCGCAACCAUACAUUGCAGUCUCCUAUACCUGGGACCACGCCAAAUCACACAAACUUGAAGAUGGUUAUGAUCCUCUCCCGGAAUACUAUAUCUGGACUGGAGCAUCUACCUACCGCCCGGCAAAAUGCCACGUUGAAGUCCUUCACAGAGCUAUGUGUUUUGCCGCUGCAAAGCUACCUCAGCCUCGACUCUGGAUUGAUCAAGAAUGCAUAGAUCAAGACAACCCUGAUGAUCUUGAGAGCCAUUUGCAGAUAAUGCACAAGAUCUACUCUGAGAGUGCGUUUACUGUCGCCGUUUUGUCUUCGACAAUCUUAGCACAACGUCUUGUAGACGCUCUCGACAUAUUCCUCCACUGGGACCUCGGUACAAAUCGCACACCCCGGCGUGAAGACUUCGCACUUUUGACUUUGACGGAUCGGAAAAAUCACCCUGUUUCAAUUCUUGGACCCGUCCAGAGAGCCUUCAACUAUGUCACCCAAGACAGAUGGUUUAGGAGAACUUGGACUUUUCAAGAAAAGCACUGCGGGUCACGUGUACAUUUCUUGAUCCCCGUCGGUACGACCGUCCAACUCAAGCGACUAGAAAGAGUCGGUUCAGACAUUUGUCUCGAGAAGCUGUUCCUUUUCAGGAGGUUGUGUCGAUGGAGCGACCACAGCUGGGACACGACACGCGGCCUCGCACUUAUACUCGAAAGCCACUUUGCUCUCCCUCCAUAUAGCCCGCAGGCUGUACUGCCAACUCACCCACAGGCUCCCAUAAAAACUGGCAUAAACUCCAACCAGACUUUCUUUGGCAACAUACAAAAGACACACCAAAUUAUGGAGACCUGCGAUAACCUCGUUGUAUCUGAUAGGAUAGCCAUAUUUGCCAGCGUCAACAAGUUUCCGGCCCGAUUAAAGUCUACGCUGCUGAACCACGAACGAUAUAGCUAUAGUACGUGUAUUCUGGUUCUGGCCUUGAAAAAUUCCGGAUGGUUCGUCAGCCAUCCUUUAGAACUACGACCAUCAUGGGGCCUCCUCAAAAAAACGCUCGAAGAAACCCUUGCCAACCUGGAAGACUACUCAAAAGCACACAAUUGGAUGAACCCAGAUCCUUACUAGUAAGAAACCAGUCGUUGUCCGCUGAAGUCUGCAGAUAGAUGUCUGUGCGUCUUUCUUUACCACCGUUUGGGAAUACUCACCAGAUUUUGAGGGAUAUGGGCGAGAUGUGAAGUUUUGAGGAUGUGAUACAGGCCACCCACGGAAGAUUUUAAUUGACUAGCGAUUUAUGUGGGGUAAUCCUUCACAAGACCGUCGACUCACUCUUUGAUGAGUGAAGCGAAUGAGUCUGUGGGGCGGAUAGAAAUUUGUUUGCAUGUAUACCAAGUCUUUGCCAGCAACAGCUUGCAUAUGCAUCUCAGCAAAAUGGGACAGCUGAAAACGCCU